This is a messenger RNA of Debaryomyces hansenii CBS767, 1197 nucleotides long. It is a transcript of the gene SAP30, whose product is annotated as aspartyl protease SAP30. Lineage: Eukaryota; Fungi; Ascomycota; Pichiomycetes; Serinales; Debaryomycetaceae. The transcript has a single exon. Gene Ontology annotation, cellular component: fungal-type vacuole. The record is from RefSeq and is a predicted model, not a curated record. Gene Ontology annotation, molecular function: aspartic-type endopeptidase activity. The coding region runs from base 1 to 1197 and encodes 398 amino acids.
AUGCAAUUGGUGUAUUUAUUGGUAGCUUUAGGCAUUUAUGGCCAGGUUUUCGCAGCCUCUGGAGGAUACGUUGAGAUUCCUUUGGAGCGGUCUUCAGACUCCAUGUAUUAUGUUGAGUCGCUCAGGGUCGGGAAACGUCAACAGGAGUUGAAAAAUGUGAUCUUGGAUACUGGUUCGGCCGAUGUGGUGCUAACGGGGUCGACGUACCAGUAUGAGAAGUCGCUCUUCACCCCAGAAUAUGUCGCACAGUACGGGUCAUCCGAACCCUUUGAGAUGUUCCAGCAAAAUGAAACAAUUUCAGGCAAUGGAUGGGCCCUAAAAGGGGCUACGUUUGGGGUGACAAACGUGUCUGAUAUUGAUUCGUUCUACGGGGUGUUUGGAAUCGGGUAUGCUACUAUCGAAGCCAUGGAUCCGUACGAGAACUUUCCAAUGAAGCUCGAGUCGCAAGGUCUCAUCGACUAUCAGGUAUACAGUGUAUCCGGAAGAGAGAGCCACAGCUCCAUCAUAUUUGGGGGUAUUGAUUCUGGGGCCUACAAGGGUCCAUUGGUCAAGACGCAGAUCGGGUUCGAAGUGGGGCCACUGGCCACUCGUGAGUACCACACCGCUACAGCCGUGACGGUCUCAUCUAUCAAAGUUGCAAGCCACAACUCUAGGACAUCGAUUUCAACUCAAAAACUCAUUUACACCCUCGACACCGGGUCCAAUGGUCUCAUGCUCCCCGAACCCGUGUAUACAAAUUUAGUCACCGCAAUCCACGCCAAAAAACAGUGGCACGACGAUACCCCGUUGUUCCACCAAGACAGUCUUGCUGCCGAAUCUCUCACUUUCGAUAUUACGGGCUUCCCCGUCUCAAUCCCCAUUACCGACUUGAUUGACGAGUGCACUGCCAUCCGUGGGGCCCAAUACUGCACCCUCAGAAUCGGCAUCGUCGAUAUCGGCACAAAUUCCUAUGUGGCUACCCUUCCGAACAGCAUUUUCAAGUACAUAUACACCGUAUUUGAUCUCCAAGACAACCAAGUAUUCAUGGCUCCAUAUGGGCCACUAGCCUCCAAAUCCAUCAAACAUGUAUCAAACACACAUUUUCCGGUCGAAACCACCACCGCACCCAAUUAUAACGAUGUCUAUUCAACCAUGUACCAAACUUCCGACGAAACAACCGUCCAUCGGUCGUCCUCCACCAAAAACUGUCGUAGAUAG